Staurois parvus is the source of this 753-nucleotide messenger RNA. The record is from the annotation of a GenBank genome assembly. NCBI's taxonomy places the organism in Eukaryota, Metazoa, Chordata, Amphibia, Anura, Ranidae.
AUGGCCUGGCCUUGCGUGACCAGGGCAUGUUGCAUCGCUCGUUUUGGCAAUAAGCAAGACAAGGGGGACAUUGCCGUCCCUUUAAUGUUCUCGAAAUAUUCGGAGGUAACAGACGGUUCUCAGUCGCUACCACGCCCUGGGUCUGCUGCCAUAGAAACCCAGCCGUACUAUGGGGGCCAGUCUAGGUUAUCGAAAGAGUUGUCUUCGAGGGGCUCCGUCAUGAGGCAGGACUACAAGCCCUGGAAAUCCACCCCUGAGCCAAGCUGCAAACCUCGAAGCGAAUACCAGCCUUCCGAAGCUCCUUUGGAAAGGGAGACCCAAUACAAGAAAGAUUAUCGAUCCUGGCCGAUCCCUCGCCAAGGUGACCAUCCUUGGAUCCCCAAGCCCAUCCCUCCUAGCCCCUCAAUGCAUAUCCAUCCUAUCAUUCCAGAAAAAAAGAAGACGGAUGCCAUGGGCUCUAUUUUGCCACCCUUGGAGAAAAGGAUCAAUGAUCCUGACCCUAGGGAGAGUGCCGAGCACAGGUUGCUGAAAGGAAGGGUGGCGAUUGCAUACAACGUGACCCCGGAGAUUUUGGUAUCUGUAGUGGAGGAAAGCAAAGUCAUCCAACAUCUGGAGCUGAUGGCCAAACCACCUGCCAAGGAGACAAGUCAAGGGGGAGAAGACAUUGGAACGAGAUCUUCAUACAGGUUAAGUUCAGUUUUAACUCUUUCCAGUUCAUAUGACCAAAUUGAGGGAUUUGCAGAUGUAGUGUAA